Molecule: messenger RNA, 2329 nt
Organism: Dendrobium catenatum
Lineage: Eukaryota; Viridiplantae; Streptophyta; Magnoliopsida; Asparagales; Orchidaceae
Product: translation initiation factor IF-2
Exons: 5
Coding region: 170-1849 (559 amino acids)
Biological process (GO): cortical microtubule organization
Cellular component (GO): cortical microtubule
Source: RefSeq, a predicted model, not a curated record
UCCAGUUAACGACGGGAUUAAUAAAUGUACUCACCAAAGAAGACUCAGUUUCCUUACCUCUCCGCAGAUCUAUGAGCUCUCCCUCCAUUUUUCUUCUCUGUCGCUCUCUCACGCGCACAGAAUUCUAGAGGUUGCUCUAUUGCAGAUCGGAGCUAGACACUCUGGAGAGAUGGGAACAAGCAGGAUCGUCGUCGAACCGGCCCACGGUGUAUCCAUGAGGGGUGGCGUCAGCGCCAUUGCCGCAGAAGGGGAAGAGGGCCUGGAUCUGUUUUUGAGGAGGCGCAGCGCCACUCUGGUCGGCUCGCUCGGAGAAAGCGGCGUGCAGAAUGGAUCAAUCAAGAAUUUAUCAGUUGGAUCAACGAUAAAAGGAAAUAUCAGAACGGAUGAUUUUCUAGAUGCAGAAAUGGGAAAACACGAUUAUGAUUGGCUUCUCACUCCCCCAGGGACUCCUAUCUUUCCUUCCUCGGAUUCUAGUGAGAACCAACUAUCCUCAACAGGUAAAAAGAACCAAUCCACCGCGAAGUCAACCUCGACUUCCAGAGCUUCAAGGCUAUCAGCUUCUCAAUCAGAGAAUGGCCAUUCUGCCAGACCCAUCAGAAGUAGCUCAGUUAACCGUCCAUCCAUAUCCUGCACUCAUUCAAACUCACUGUUUAACCACAGAACUUCAGCUCUGAACUCCAGCACAGUUUCUGUCACAUCCAGACCCACCACUCCAUCACGACCAUCUACUCCUCUCAACCGUUCAGGUUCUGCAUCUUCUACAAAAGCAUCUGCAGUUUCUCGUCCUGUACAGGCACGCUCUACCAAUCCUUCCAAAACUAGGCCAAGCAUUACCUCUCCUGGAGAAAAGACUCGUCCUUCACAAAGUUCUAGGUCCUCAACACCCAAUGGUCGGCCUCAACUUCCUUCUAUCUCUGCCACAAAUGUAAAUUCAUCUGUAGUUCGAUCCACUUCUAGGCCAUCAACUCCUACGCGCCGACCAAACACCCCAGGAAUUUCAGCAUCGCCAGCAAAUAAUGUAGGGAGAUCCCCAUCAGCUGGCAAGCUUCCUGCAAGCAGGAACUCUGCCCCUUCUCCUGUGAUGCCAUUUGAUAUUCCGGAUUUCCCUCACGAUACUCCUCCAAAUCUGAGAACGAAAUUGCCAGAAAGGCCAACUUCUGCUGGCAGGCCAAGACCAGGAAUGGCUCUGAUAGCAAGGGCAAGCUCAAAUUCCGAGGCCCCAGCUUCUGCUGGUUCAGGCCGAAGGCACUCCUUACCUGUUGUUACUCGAAGUAAGUUGCCAGAGAACUCAAUGAAAGUUCGGUCUUCUAAAAAUGAUCAUGACGCAGUGCUGCUUGAAAUUCAAAAGCCAAUAGUUCCAGAUCCGAUGGUCCAACGGGCUUCCAAAGCAAGCUUAACUGAGAGCAAUGGGUUCGGUAGAACAAUAUCAAAAAUGUCUCUGGACAUGGCUCUUAGGCACAUGGAUAUUAGACAAAGCAUGGGAGGAAUCAGAGCUAACACCAUUUUUCCGCAUAGUAUCCGCUAUGGAAAUGCUCCCAAAUCACGUCCAACUCGUGGCUCGGAACCCAUAGUUCCAGUCACAAAUGAUGAAGCUCUGUCAGAGACUCGUAGUUGCAGUGGAAUUGUCAUGGAGACCGAAGUCGUUGCAGAAAAACAAAUGAGCAAGGAUUGUGUUAUUGCAAAGGAGAAUGAUUUUGAUCUCUAUGGAAGCUCCCGGUAUGAUGCAAUGCUUCUGAAAGAGGAUUUGAAGAACACAAAUUGGCUACUCAGCGUUGAAGACAAGUCUGACCAGAGCCCAGUAUUCGACCACCGGUUCGAGCCACCACCCGAACCUUUUAGCCCUCUUUAGUUGGUUUACACAGUGGUGAUUAUUGAAGACAAGUAUGACCUGAUCCUAGUAUUUGAGCAACGGUUCGAGCUACUUCUAGUAAGUUUUAACCUUCGUUUGGGACGACUUUCUUGCUGCUUCUUAAAUCAGCUUUUUAGUGCAAAUAUUUAAAUUUUUUAACUUGAAAGUCGCUUUAAGAAGCAAUAAGAAAGCCGUCCUAAACGAAGUCUUAACCUUCAAAUUGCUUUGCCUCUGCUCUUUUCCUGAUUCUGAUUCUUGGUUUUGGAAAUUUUUUUGUUGAUUCAACUUGGUAUUGUUUAGUCUUUUGGUUCUGAAACUGAGAAUUGGCAUUGUUUGAUCGCAUAUGAGUUUCACAACUGGUGUAUCCUCCUGUAAAUUGUCAUUUCUCUAUCAUUAUACACUAUGGAUCUCCAUGAAGAGAACUGUAUAGAGAUUUAUCUACAAUUACUAAAUAGUUGCAGUGGAACUGUAUUUGAACUA